Molecule: messenger RNA, 1458 nt
Organism: Trematosphaeria pertusa
Lineage: Eukaryota; Fungi; Ascomycota; Dothideomycetes; Pleosporales; Trematosphaeriaceae
Exons: 1
Coding region: 1-1458 (485 amino acids)
Molecular function (GO): protein binding
Source: RefSeq, a predicted model, not a curated record
AUGACAAGCCUCUUAUCGCUGCCGGACGAAUUGUUCCUCGAAAUUUGGAAGUAUGUUGAUGGUAGAGCACUGUACGCACUCUGCCUCACGUGCCGCACGCUUCGUCCGAGUGCUCAAGAAACACUAUACACCGCCCCGGCUCUCUGGGAACAUUAUUGCAUUUCCUAUAUCGGGGCCUUGGACAUAUUCAUGCGCUUCACACGCACGCUCUUGGACCGACCUGAUCUAGCACAUCACGUUCGCUUCCUCCGCGUCGUCAUCGGCAGCGAUUACUACAAGAUCUCCCCGCAUGAGUUCCACCUAGAUGCCGCUCACAAAAUCAUUGAAGGGCUGCCCACUGGAGGCAAGCGGAACGGUCGAGCCGCAUUUUGGAUGCAACUCAUACACGAGGGCAAUUGGCCGGCCUGGGGAGGGCUCCUCCUCUCCCUCGUGCCUCGUCUUUUAGAACUGGAGCUCGAAUUGAUAAGCCAUCGUGGCCUGACACACGAAUUAAGCAUCCACGAUAAUAACCGAUACCUGCGACAUGGUGCUUCGUCCUUACUUGGUUCUCUAGAUACGGUCUAUUGGCCUGACGAGAACAACAAACCUCUAUCUGUAUUGCUGGAUUUGCCGAGCAUCGCAGGGCUGCGCAGUUUGACGAAAUUGAAGUUCCUCGGGGUAUAUUUAAACGCUGACUGGCUCAAGCUCCCAAACUUAGCUAGCCUCGAGAUCGGCCGCGAUUGUCAUUGCCCCGACCUCACCGGCAUGAGGCUCAACUCGCCAACAACGUACACUCAACCAAGAAUAUCGUCGCUUCAACUAGAUGUCCCAACCUCGUUGUUGCUCCCAUACUUACGUUCCUCGUGGCCAUUGCGAUCUCUCGACCCUACCUUUAUCACAUCAGAAAACUUCGGAAAUGUUCGACAACUUUCAAUCUGUUUCACGAACACCGGUUGGGUCGAUCCAUAUUACUCUGCACCAAGAGACUUCCUCCACCAAAGAAGUCAAGGGGAUAUGUCGGUGUUUCUCGACCGGCUGCAAUCGAUCUCUGGGACUCUCGAAACACUCAGGAUAUGGCACUACAGCGACACUGAUACCUACUUCUUUCAAUUCAUCAAGCCUCUUAUAUCGUUGGCAGGCUUCACUAAGCUGAAGACACUUACCAUUCCCCAGGAGUUCCUCUUAGGACCGGACUACGGCAAGCCGGACGCUUCUUGGCAUCCUCUUGAACCACCGGCGCUAUUGCCGAAUUCCCUCGAGACGUUAACCAUUCUAUUCCCCACGCUCCAUAUUCUCGGUUGGUUGGAGAAGGGUGCGAGACUGGAGCAGCUAGGAGGGCUGAAAAAUGUGGUUAUUCAAUGCAACAGUCAACAGGGAGAUGUCUACUCAACUUUCCGUUUUGGGGACAAUGGAUUCGGAGAAUUGGUAGAGUAUCUCUACUAUUGUGGCUUGAGCCUUCGACUAGGUUAUGAGCCCUGA